AUGGGUGACUCGCUGGCAGUGGAGUUAGCGCAGCAAAGCCAUCAUGAGGUGCUACGAACCGUCGCAGGCUGCGUGCUCCGGACUGAGACAGUGGCGUUUCGUCGCCCAUUCCCUAGAGGACCCUUUUUCGAAUUCUUGUGUAUCGACGACCACAUCGGUAUCCAGUGUUUGUCAAGGUCCGCGGCCAGGUCUGGGCAACGUUUGCGGGACACCACUGUUUUUGAGCAGGCUAGCGCCGCUUACAAAGCUGUUAAGCUCGUGCAACAUCCUGUAAAGUGCCAGCGCAACCAGCUUCAGGGGACGCUGCUCGGAGCUUCGUUUGAUGGCGACAAAGGCAUCGUGAGUGCACCGUCUGACCGAAUCCUGGUGCUGAUGCUUUGCACAGGCGAAAUCGCUAGACGAGGGAGUUGCACCCCGCAGCUCCUUCAGACGCUUUUGGGUUGUUGGAUACACGUGCUUCUCUUCCGACGGCCGGCGUUCUGUGUCCUCAACAAUGCGUUCGCUGAUGCCGCCCUGCAGCCUUCGACUCGUGUGAUCAAGUUGUCGCGGCUUACGCGUAACGAGCUGCUCUGCAUAGCUUGCCUGGGGCCAGUUCUUCAGACCGAUCUUCGAGCCUCGUGGUGCCCAAAGAUCUUUGUCAUGGACGCGAGCCCCACUGGAGCUGCUUUGUGUUCGUGCGAUGCUCCUCCACCUGUGGUGCAGGAACUCUGGCGGUUCACUGAGCAGAGAGGUUAUCAUACGAGGCUGGAGGGUCCUGCUACUGCUGCUCUACGUGAGAAAGGCUUUGAAUCCAGUGUUGAGUAUCUGGCUUCCUGUGGGACUGCUGUGAACUCUGCGAAGGGCCCACUGCCUGGGGAACUGCUCAUAAAGCGCUCGGGCUCCGAGGUGAUUCGAGAUUUUCACAUCACGGCUCCCGCUUUCUCUUUCUGCGGUUUGCGCACACCUCGUUUGAGAUCCAAGCGGGUUCCGGCGGGGUUUCGCAACGGUGACCCGGAGAUACAGGAGCACAACAAGAUCGCCAGGCGCAUUGCGAUGCUCCUGUCAGUUGUAGCCACCAACGGCCUGUUCUACAGCAUUUCGCAGCCCGGCUCUUCAGUCAUGUUCGGCCUAGCUUGCUUUCGCAGAUUGCUGGAUCUUGGCGGUCAGCUCAUCAGGAUGCAUGCCUGUUGUUUUGGCAGUGCCUGCCGCAGAAGCUCUGUGUGGCUACACAACAAGCCAUGGAUGGUUCAGUCCAAUCGAUGCCUCUGCUUUAAAGAACGUAAGCUUGUUGUGGUUCAAGGGACUUUUUCGGCCUCUAGCGCAGCAGCUUUCGAUUCCCUGUGCCGUCCCUCGGCGCUUGCUGUGUACGGCAAAGCUCCGCGAGCUGGUGAGUGCAUGUCUCGUUACGUGUCGGAGCACCCGCUGCCCUUUCUCCGUCUUUGUGCCGCUGGGAGCCUUGAAGCCAGUCGCGGGGUCGGUGACGUUUUCCCUUUAAGCUUCACCUCAGGUUUGAGCGAUAGGCUUCGCGAGGACGUUCGAAAAGUCAGCCGUGACCCAACUUGUAACUUUGAACCCCGACCGGGGCACGACGACCCGGAAUGGAUCAAUGACUUGGCCGAGAGCUUGCAGUUCACCGAAGAUUUAAGGUACCGUUUUCAGCGCCCGGGGCACAUCAAUGUCUUGGAGGCGCGGAUGUUCAAGACGUUCCAGAAGCUCUGUGCUCGACGUCACCCUUCGUCUCGCACUCUGUCUUUGCUGGAUAGCCGGGUGACCAUCGGAGCGGUGGCCAAGGGGAGAUCGAGUAGCCGUGCCCUUAGUCGGGUCCUUCAGGGAACUUUGGGUUACACGUUAGGUGGCGGUUUGUACAAUGGUAGCCUUCACGUCUAUUCAGCUGCUAAUCGGGCAGACGGGCCGUCACGGAACCGUCCUCUCGACCUCCGGUCAGGCUUUACAGCGGCCACCGCGGAUCGGAUGAAGAAGUGCUUCGAAGCCUUCAAGACUUGGGUCGCCUCCGAGCUACCUGUCUCUUUCGAUCGCUUGUGCUUAGAUCCAGCUUCGUUGGCUCUUGCUCUCAGGGGUUACGGUUUGUACUUGUUCUCUGCGGGUUACCCAAGGUAUCUUUUGGUCUACGCAAUCACUGCUACUCAAGAUGCUUUUCCCGCUUACAGGGCUCACAUGACCCCUGCUUGGCAGAUCGAUCGCAAAUGGCAGCAUGUGGAACCAGGUGAAUGCAGGCCUGUCAUCUCCGUGCCCAUUUUGCAAGCUAU
This is a messenger RNA of Symbiodinium necroappetens, 2246 nucleotides long. Lineage: Eukaryota; Dinophyceae; Suessiales; Symbiodiniaceae. The record is from the annotation of a GenBank genome assembly.